CGAGCCCUUGUUACAAUAGGGCGGUGAUUCGAACCAUCCUCUUGUCGGCUUGAGCUCUACGAAAUCACCACUGCCAUUGAAUCCGAGAAACAAGCCAAGCAGUCAAGCUCCUAUGCAUCACUCGUCUCUACACCAGCACAUCGUCGCCGCCUCUUCAUCACUGCAUCAUUAGCAAUCUACAGUCAAUGGGUUGGCAAUGGAGUCGUCAGCUACUAUCUCUCUACCGUUCUAGCUACAGUAGGCAUCACUAGCGUCACAGUCCAGACCCUGAUCAUGGGUUGUCUCCAGAUCUGGGGUUUCAUUGCAGCAUGCGCUGUGCCUUAUGCGUUGAGCGACCAGGACGACGACUUCUUCUCAUGAUCUCUUGUGCGAUUAUGCUUAUUAGCUUUAUUCUGAUUACAGCUAUGUCAGGAAGCUUUGCGCAGACUGGAUCGCAAUCAGUUGGACUUACCAUGAUUCCAUUCGUGUUUCUCUUUAAUGCUGGUUACGCUGUUGCAGUAACCCCUCUUCAGGUUGCGUACCCUCUUGAGCUCUGGCCAUUCCAGCUACGCAGUCGCGGUCUCUCUGUAGCGUGGAUGAUCAUGAUCUUGGCACUCAUUUUCAACGUGUUUGUCAACCCAAUUGCUUUAUCAGCCAUUGGUUGGAAGUACUAUAUUGUCUAUGUGGCCCUUCUCUUAUCUUAUGGCCUUGUAAUCUUCUUUUUCUAUCGCGAGACUCGUGGCCGUACGCUUGAGGAGAUCUCUGUCAUCUUUGGCGAUGCGCCGGAUGGUCUCUACUCAGAUGAGCUGGAUACGAAGCAGGUGGUUGAGGAAGCAGAUGCCAAGUAUCUAGGUUAAGAUAUCUACAGAGUAUGACUAGCGUGGUGUUAUUAUUGUGGUUUA
Molecule: messenger RNA, 881 nt
Organism: Fusarium redolens
Lineage: Eukaryota; Fungi; Ascomycota; Sordariomycetes; Hypocreales; Nectriaceae
Product: general substrate transporter
Exons: 2
Coding region: 309-836 (175 amino acids)
Biological process (GO): carbohydrate transport; transmembrane transport
Cellular component (GO): membrane
Molecular function (GO): carbohydrate:proton symporter activity
Source: RefSeq, a predicted model, not a curated record